UCAGUCCUCCAUGGUGCUAUCUUGAGCUAUGGUCCAUACCUUGCACACUAGUGUUGCUCGACUGCCUGCUGGCCUGGGGCACAAUCAAAGUUGCACUGCACAGAAACAUGUACUUUGAAUGCACGUCGACUGCAUGUAUUUGUUAAGUGUCCCCUUCGCCGGGAUUGCUUUCUCCCUCGUGAUGGUGGAGUUUUUAACCUGCAAGCAACAGUUGUGGUAGGACACCUCCUCCAGGCUUUGCGCAAGCGACCGGUGGCGACUUGUGGCAGACUUUAGUGCCUAUUUUCUGCUUCAGGAUAGACCUGAAGCUGACUGGCAAUUCUGACAUGGCUACGUUUGAAUUUGAUUUCACCUGGCCUGUUUUCCGGCGUCUUGUGGCCAGUGAUACUCCCGAGAUCUUGUGGCCAGUGAUACUCCGAGAUUUUGUGGCCAGCGGUACUCCGAGGUUUUGUGGCCAUCGGUACUCCGAGGUCUUGUAAUUGUGACCAGUGGUGCUCCGAGGUCUAGUGUACAUGUCCAGUGGGACUCGGAGGUCUUGCGUCGAGGUGUUUCCUGCGCGUAGCUCAGCCCGGCUAUAUCAUUGCUGUACCCGCUCUAAGCAUGUUCACUUUUCUGCUUCCUCAUCUUGGUGGACAUUGCUCUGGUUUGUGAGAGAUACGAGCACAUGUUAUGGCAUCCAUCACUUCAAUGAUGAACCGUUGCUUUAUCUUCAUAUGCCUAACCAUGUGUCUCAUCCGGUUGGGGCAGUCGCGAACCACCGCAACCAGAAGCGUCGUGGUGCAAGCUGCCGACCCAAGGGGACCAGAUUACUUCCGCACCGACCUGGGAUCAACAGCGACCCUGCAAUGUCCAGGCGUGCUAGGAUUCAGCAUGCCCAUCAAUUCCGUCUCCUGGUUUCGUGGCAACAGCACAAGUGCAGCAGUCAUACUGGAUGAUCGCACGGCAGUGAGUUCAGACGGGAUGCUGGUGAUUCAGACGGUGAAGAAAGCAGAGAGUGGAUGGUAUUUCUGCCAGUAUGAUUCCCCUGGUGGACCUGUGACAGGCCGUGCGCAUCUGAAUGUUAUAGAGCUGGAAAUCACCAUACAUAUCAUUGACCGCUCUACGGGCUACAUAAAUUCACUUCCAGGCAUGCAGCAGGGCAUGAUCAAUAUCAAGGAGAAUCAGAUUGUUGCACUGGAUGCCAAGUCCACCAGGGGUGACCAUUUACCUGACCGGGAUCCCUACUGGCUCUUCAAGGGAGAGAAUGCCGCACUGAGAAGACCAUACUUCUGUUACACUGGCUUCAUCUCCCAAAAUGGAGAUUCCAUAUUGCGUAUGGUGAUGCUGUCAAGUGUGGCCAACUUCAGUGGUCGCUAUGACUUCAUCGCUGGCGGCCUGAGCACCUACAUAAAUGUGACCAUCAGAGUCAAUGUCAGUCAGCCGGCCAAGCUCCUAACACAGGCGCAAGAGUUUGGACUUCAUCUAAACUGCGACGAUAUGUUCAAGACCAGGAUCGUAACACUUCCUCCACCCCCGAUGACGACGACCGCCUCUACCACUACUACAUUUCUAAGACUUAGUACAAGUCAGGAUUCAACAGAACUGGCAUCCAGUGCACCACCCAGCAGCAGCAGCAGCAGCACCGUUCUACAUACAGCAGCCAGUACCAGGCAGUCAGACUCGCCUAUGGCCGUUGUUUCUAUUACUCUCUGGCCAGCGUAUGUAGCGGCAGGAGCGGGUGUUCUCGCGUGUUGCAUUGUCACGGCUGUACUGUGCUACAACAGGCGGGGAUCGAUGACAGUGGACGGGACAGCGGCCAAGAAGAAAGCGAUGCAGGAUCGCGAGAAACAACUGCAUACAGUGCUGCCACCACGCCCUGCCAACAACAACAAUCGGAGCGGAGAAUACCUUACUGUGCUUCCAAAGUCUGCCCAGGCUGCGUUUCAGUCGGCAGAGUGUGUGAAAGACUCACCAGUGAUUGGGCACAUCCACAACCACACAACCCCGCCAAGUGGCUACAGCACAUAUGCAGAGUUUGUGUGUCCCAGCAUUGAUUGCACUGCAGCGUCCAGUGUUGCUAGUAUGUCUCUUCAGCACAGCAAUGUAUCGCUGGACAGAGAAAGCAUUCAGACGCCGACGGCAUUCAGGACAGGCUCCGAAGCAACAAUGUUAUCCUCGCUGCCUAACACGGAGCACUAUGACUCGCAAUCACUAGAUGGCUCCAAGUCUCUCUCCGUAACUGGUGGUGCCUUCUCCAGAUCGCAAGGUGCCCGAAGCGCAGAACUGCUCCAGCAAUCAUUUGAGCUACGUUCAUCAGCAAGACUGCCCGCCAAGGCUCAGACUAUCCAGCACGAGGCAAUGCAGAACAGCUGCCCGACUCAACGACGUCAUGAUACCCGUGACGAGGGGAAAUUCCCCUCCACAGCUAGACUUCUUCACCCGUCAGAGAGUCCGCAUAGUGCAGCAAACAUUGUGAUCAACGAUCCGUCGCCGCAGUUACUGCGUGAAAAUAGGCCCCGUACCGCGUCAUCUCUAUCCAGAACCAGUACGGCUACUGCCAUGCCAUACACAGCAAGCCCGCUGGUGAACUCAUAUUUGAGACGGGAGCCAGACAGCGAGAGCUACAGAAGUUCUGCUAAUAUUGUUGUCUCGCCUGAUACCAGUCCCAAUAUCACAUCGCCAGGGAGCUCAAAUUUUGAUGGUUCAGAUUCUUCAGAGGGUUCAGAUAUCUCUCGAACAAGGAUUAUGCCUGGGAAGCAAGUUUGACGUGCUUGCACUCACAUCGGGUCAAUAGGCAAACAGUCAAAUCUACUACUCAGACUGGUCUGGAUACAAUCUGUUCAUAUUAUCACAGACAAUGAGAAUCCCGUAUUCUAGAAUGCUGACAGUGAGAAUCCCUUAUUCUCGAAUGCUGAAGCGACGAUUUUCAGUAUUUAUUCUUCUGGCAAUAUAAUUUUUUUAACUUGAGUUUUGCCCUACUUUGUACUCAGAAAUAUUUUCUGACCUAUUCUGUAAGCUGUGAAGCCUUGAAUCUCUCCUAACCCACCUGCAGAUGAAAAGAUUAUGGAUGUCUGAAAUAUUUGAGCUCAUCAUCUUUGAUAUUGUGUCCCGGUCACAUACUACAAAUCUGAAACCCCAUUCUGAUGGUUAUAUAUAAGCGUGCAUCACCAAUUAUUAUUUCCUUCACUAUUAAAUAUUUUCAAUAUUCUGAUUUUGGGUCAGUUUAUGCACAGUAUUCUCACUGA
This is a messenger RNA of Sycon ciliatum, 3224 nucleotides long. RefSeq lists its product as uncharacterized. The transcript is spliced from 6 exons. The coding region runs from base 670 to 2745 and encodes 691 amino acids. The record is from RefSeq and is a predicted model, not a curated record. Lineage: Eukaryota; Metazoa; Porifera; Calcarea; Leucosolenida; Sycettidae.